ACCUACACAAAGUAUGAUGAUUAUAUAAAUACAAGCGCUUAUGAAAUUUAACUAAACCAAAGGGAGAGUGAAAGAAUUAUAAGCACACCUAAUAAGAAAAAGGGUUUGUGCUAUUAAUUAAUCUUUCAUUCUCUCUUGUUGGAAUAAGAUACAAUUGAAGUAUGACAUAUAUGAAACCUGUGAUACUAAUGGUGCUAAGUCAAUUAGCAUCUGGAAGUGUAAACAUAUUCUACAAAAUUGCUGUUGCUGAUGGAAUGAAAGUCCAAAUUAUGGUCUUCUACAGAUUGGUUUUUGCCACUGCUUUCAUGGUUCCUCUUGCUUUCAUUAUGGAAAGAAAAAGAAGACCCACAUUUAGCUGGACGAUACUCUUCCAAGGGGUCAUCAACGGAUUAUUGGGGGCAGCACUUGGAAGCAAUUUAUAUGCGGAGAGUUUAAAUUUCACAACAGCAACAAUUUCAUCAGCCAUGUCUAACCUCACUCCUGCAGUAACAUUAAUUUUUGCUGUAAUUAUGGGGAUGGAAAGAUUGGACAUCCAUAGAGUAGCAGGAAAAGCCAAGUUGGUAGGAACUGUAUUGGGCAUUGGGGGAGCACUGGUUCUGAGCCUUUAUAAAGGAAUGAAGAUCAAUUUAUGGUCUAUCAAUAUCCAUUGUCUUCACAGUGAUAAUGCCACAGCAACAACAGCAGCACAGACCCAUAGCAAUCUUUUGGGCUCAAUACUUGCAUUUUUAAGUUGUGCUUCUUAUGCAGCUUGGUUGGUCUUUCAGGGUAAGAUGAGGCAGAGAUACCCCAUGUACUCAAGCACUGCUUUAAUGUGUUUUUGUGGGGCAAUCCAGGCAGGCAUCUAUGCUUUUAUAAGGGAAAGGCAUCCAUCUGCCUGGAAACUUGGCUGGAACAUCAGACUAUUCACUCCUGCUUAUGCUGGCAUUCUUUCUUCGGGAUUAGGAGUAACCAUAAUAGCAUGGUGCACAAAACUAAAAGGGCCUCUCUACGUCUCGUCGUUCUACCCGUUGGCACUUAUCUUUGUAGCCAUAGUUGGUACGAUUGUCCUUCACGAGGAGCUGCACGUUGGAAGCAUAAUAGGAUCGAUACUCAUCGUUAUUGGCUUAUACGUUGUGAUAUGGGGAAAAGCCAAAGAGAAGAGAGCAGAAGAAACUGAAGCUUUAAAAAGUAACAACAAUGGAAUCAUUGAGAUCAUCUCAUUUGCUGGUGUAAAUCAGGCUACUGCUGCAAUAGUUCCAGAAUUCAAAACUGAUGAUCAGAUUGUUGCGACAACAGCUGCAGCUCUUCAGGAAGCAUAACCGGAAAAUC
Messenger RNA from Lycium barbarum (goji berry), 1308 nucleotides. RefSeq names its product WAT1-related protein At1g68170-like. The transcript has 7 exons. The record is from RefSeq and is a predicted model, not a curated record. Gene Ontology annotation, molecular function: transmembrane transporter activity. Gene Ontology annotation, cellular component: plasma membrane. The coding region runs from base 162 to 1298 and encodes 378 amino acids. NCBI's taxonomy places the organism in Eukaryota, Viridiplantae, Streptophyta, Magnoliopsida, Solanales, Solanaceae.